AUGGCGCCCCGCCUGGCGCAUCUCCGCGCCUGGGUGGCCGCCGCGCUGUGCGCCCCCGGCGCCCAGGGCGACGUCUACCUGCACAACCCGCGGGGCUCCAACAACAAGCUUUCGGAGCAGAACAACAACGUCGCCAACAACCAGCGCCUGUUUGACUCCCAGAAUAACAACAACGGCGGAUACCAGAUCGGCGACGACUGUAGGCCGGUGUGCCAGGACGCCGACAGGAAUUAUGACGAGACCAAGCCCGGCGCGAUGAAGGGCGCGAUGACCUACUACGCGGGCUCCGAGCUCUACGUCGAAUGGGCCCUGCAGCACUCCUGCGGCUACGGCAACGAGAACACGAUCUGCCAGGUGAUCCUGCAGUAUAUGUGCGACUCAGACAACCCGCUGCUGCGGGACGGCGUCCAGCGCGGAAACCAGAACAAAGCCGGUGGCCCGUCAGAGCCUCCCGUCGUCGCAGAGGCGAACAACAAGAACGGCAACGGGGACUACCUGCUUGGGCACAGGAACCGCUGCAGUUUUACCUGGACUGCCGCAGUCGCGAGCGGAACAAGGGCCUCUACACGGCCGACCGGAACAUGA
Molecule: messenger RNA, 585 nt
Organism: Prorocentrum cordatum
Lineage: Eukaryota; Dinophyceae; Prorocentrales; Prorocentraceae
Source: the annotation of a GenBank genome assembly